This is a messenger RNA of Anguilla rostrata (American eel), 6465 nucleotides long. RefSeq names its product somatostatin 6 (gene sst6). Gene Ontology annotation, biological process: regulation of cell migration. The coding region runs from base 5616 to 5942 and encodes 108 amino acids. NCBI's taxonomy places the organism in Eukaryota, Metazoa, Chordata, Actinopteri, Anguilliformes, Anguillidae. Gene Ontology annotation, molecular function: hormone activity. Gene Ontology annotation, cellular component: extracellular region. The record is from RefSeq and is a predicted model, not a curated record. The transcript has 2 exons.
AUGACUACCUGUUGCCAGUAGAGGGCGUGCUUAGUCCUUGACUGGUUGCUGAAAGCCAUAGCAAGAGGUGUCAUGCAUUCUUCUACUUCCUUACAGGAAAUAGUAUUGCACCUUUAAGGAUGCAAGUUACCAGUUCACAUGGAUGUAUACUUAAAAUGCAUUUGAUUUCUAUGGAAAAGUGAACCAUCUCAUUUAAGUUUUAGUUUAAUACUAAAAGAAACUCUAGAAACAGUACUAUCCCUACUGGAGGGGGAAAAAUUCAAGUACUGUGUAAGAAUAGAAAUUUUUCAUUAGAUUUAUGAAGUGCUGCAAACACUAAACACUGUGAGGGUGGAGGUGACUGCUUGUGAAUAAAAAUGCGAAAGGCCAAAGGUUUAUGACAUGUAAUAUUUGGCCAGUUUAUGAUAUUAUUAGUGUUCCCUCUCCACACUCUGAAUUAUGUGUCCUAUAUGGUUACAGAGAACUGCCCCUUCAUCUUUUUGAUUGGAGGAGGUCCCAUCGUGUGGUUGUGUCCUUUCUGCCACACCCCCUAGCCCCCUUCAGUGUACCCUUAGCCAAUCAGUGAUCACCACUGAGAAUAGGACAACAGUGCUGAGAUAAUGUUAAAGUGUGUUUUAAAUGGAACGGAAGUAUUUUUCCAAAUUUUAACUUGAAUUGCAUUUACAGAAUAUCAAUCUCUUCCAGCUGAGUGGACUCACUUAUGGCUAAUGUAAUUUAUGAGAUUGAUUGAUUGAUUCACCAGUAGUUCUGGACAUUGUAUAUCAAGAAAGGGAAGAUCCUGUGCCCGUUGUAAUAGAUUUAUUUGUGUGUGUGUGUGUGUGUGUUGGAUAUGAGAAAAAUCUCAAAACUCUGGAACAGUAGAAUUGAGAGCUUUGAAAUUUAACCCUGGGUUAGGCUCCAGCAACCCCCACAACCCUGACCUGGAUAAGUGGGCAUAGAUAAUGGAUGGAUGGAUGGAUGGAAUUGUAAGAAAAAUCUCAAAUUAGAAUCAAAUUAGAACUGUCGUUAUUUACUUCAUAUGAUGGGUAAUUCUUUUUCAAGUCAGAUUAAAUACCCAUUUACUACAAAUUAAAGGGAAAGUGUGUAUUACAAUAACUACAGUGUAUAUAAGUACAAGCCACUCACACAACCAUGUUUUUUUUUUUUUUUUAAACGGAAUUCAUAAUUUCGGAAUGCAAAGGGAAGUACUUACGACUGUCAGUAACAAUGGAAAUAUAAAUGCACCUAAAUUUACUGCGUGCAAUCUCUGCUAUUAUGAGAAAUCUUUGGAGGGGGUAAAUGAGGAGUGUGUUUUAAUGCAGCGUGAGCUCAGUCCCGUAGCAGCGCUGCUGUACAUUAGCGGCCGCUCACCUGCUGCCUCACUGUCCGUCCCGCGUGCCGUUCUGAGAUAUAAACCUCGUAAUAACCGCCUUCAUGCGCGAGCUUCUUUUCUCCGAGCAAUUAACGAUGCACGUAACGACCUUACACGACCGCAGUACAAGCGAAGCUUUAAUCGUGCAAGGUCGGCAUUUAUUCCGCAGUUGGUCAAAAAUGAGGCCACAAAGAUCGAACGUUUAUGCAUGAGUUGUCAAACAUAUGCUUUCCAUGCAUAUACUUUUGAAUUGUGUUAUAUUUCUCCAUUCGGCUUUGCACUCUUUUAAGCACUCUAUUUAUUAGUGUAAUAUGUACCAUGCCAGGAUUCAAUAAGCAGGUUUUUCAUUACCUAUAACUAACACAGAAGUCUGAAGUUAAGGAUGCAUUUAACCAGGGGUGGGUUAGGCUACUGAUUAUUGAUUAUAUGAUGAUGGAUUAAUUUUAUGUUUUCUUUAGUAAGUGCAUAUUCUUAUACAGAAUUUGUGCUUUAAUACAUGUAUAUGAUCUUUUGCUAAAUUGACAGAUAGGCCUAAAAUUGUGCAUAAUACAUGGUUGGUAUUGCUUUUAAUAUUACUAGCCCUAUCUGUGUUUUUUGUAUUAAGGGCUAUUGAAUAUUACCGUAUUAUCAAAUCAAAUAUAAAAAUACAAAAGAAUUCCAGGCACAGUAGGUGGAGCAAACACUUAGAGUGACAAUGGAACGGACUUGCUGGAUUUGAAGAAAUAAGGAUUGAAACUAACGUAAGAAAACUAUUGAAAAUUACUCUGAAUUCAAGGGAUUAACUGUAACGAAAUUUAAAUGAGGAAAUUUUAAAUAUCACAUUUUUAAAAUAUGUUUAAUUUUGGAGUCGAUGUAGUGAAACGCUGAUUGGAUACAUCCCAUAUAGCCUGUACAGCAAAUUAAACGCAUGAAGAAUCAUACGUUUUACCGCGCUAUUACGUAGAGAAAAUCAGAAUCAGAAAUCAAAAAUCCUGUAACCCUAAUUAUUUCAUGUUUAAAAUCCACAGCGCACCUGGAAGAGGCACCAGCCGAGGGUCGUGUGAAUAAGGCAUCUAUUCACUGCACUGGCCCAUUAACGAAUGCAGCCCAAGAUCACACACCUCAAACCUUUACAUUGCAAUUGCCACUGAUUGACUUAGUAUACAGUUAAAGUUGAAAUAUGUCUGUGAGCCUAACAAAUAUUUAAUAGUUAAUGAAUUCUGAAUAUUUUUCUGCAUACAAUUUACAUACAUUUAUAUACAUUUCUCUAACGAGUCAGUUUUUUUCCGAAGGGUCCACAUGAAGAUAAAAAGACUUCUAACUGCAUCGGAAGCUCAGAGGUGGCAGUUGUUGCUUUUGAAGUACUAAUGCAACAUAAGGGGCAGGUUAUUGUGUGCAAAUUGGAUAGAGGGUUUGUCAUGAGUUUGUGAAGUAGGGAGGAAGUGCUGGACACCCCUGUGCUAUAUCUUCUGAUCUUUUUGCAUCCACAACAUCAAGUUUGUGUUUUAUUUCUUUUGAAGAACACUUGGAUGCCUAUUGGCUAAAAUAGCACGCGUCCUUUUGCAUAACUGCAUUGAUUCUUUGAACUGGUAUUUAAAAACAGGAAUAUUUUAAAAGUGCUUAAGAUGGAAAAUCACUGUUGCCUCCGUUAUUACCUUGCAGAGUGUUCAUAUGUGAAAUGUCAUACAAAUACUCUGCUGUGAUUGCUGUUUUCUCUAUCGCCUGUUCUCUUGUUGCAUCAUUAGUCAAGAUUGCCUAAAGUCUUUUUUUUAUUGUAGCUUCUUUUAAAAGUCCAAGAAAAAUUUGACAUUUUAGAUAGCGUACAAUUUAAGCAACAAAAUUAAGAGAAGUAAUAAUUGGUGUGACGAUUGCAUUGGAAGAGUUGAAAUUAUGCUCAAAUUGAAUAGCUAUAUUGCGGAUGUGUGCAUGAGUGCGUCGCAUGUGGUGUGAAGUGAUGGAUAUGGUCAGAAUUAAAUUUUCAGAGCGUAAAACAACUGGAAGAAAAACAUACAUUUCUAUAUUAUGAAAUGCAUUCAUUAUGAGCGAGCCCGGAGAGAAUCAUUCUGGGGCACCCCUGGUGAUGUCACGCACGACAGGGUCAGCGCACGGCAGACCCCUGCAAGUUUAAUAUGCAAAUGCCACUAAUGGCCCGUAACACGCUGCGUGCACGUUUGUGUAUGAAAUGAACAAUUUUCCCCAUUAUCCACAUAUAGUCAGCGGGACAUUUUUAGGCAAUUCAAAGUUAGAACGUUACUAUCUGCUACAGUGGCAGUGACCCAGCUGGGAGUCAAAGCUAUACUUCCCCAGCGGCUAUACCACUAUUCAUACCUGUAUCUUAUCAACCCGCUGUAGCUAAGCAGGGUUAGCAUUGGUUAUUUCUUGGUUGGGUCAUUUCCUGGGGAAGCUAAUGGUUUAUUCAAUAGGCAGUAUGUUCCGUCUAAUUGGUCAUACCCGCAACAUUCUGCAUCCAAACGUUCAGUCCAGUCCUGUGUUGGUUAACAUGUUCGGUAAUAUUUUAUUGCUUUUGAAUAGACUCGAAGUUGCUGCUGGAAGAGGUAUUUUGGUGGGCCAGGAGGCGGCACCCUUCUUUUGGACUAUGCAGGAAAACCACUGCCCUAGGGUAUAGGGUUAAAAAAUAUGGCCCUCCAAUCCAAAUCCAUCCCUGGAUUUCUUUCCUCCCAGGGCAUUAACUGAACAAUUGGCGCUAUUGAUUGGCCAGGCUGUCUUUACACCUGACUCCCAGGUGAAGGGAGGAUGGAAAACCAUGAUUUGAUGAUCCCUGUGCACUGUUGGAGGCUCUUUGGACGCCAUUUUUGGAUGUGACAUCGUGAGGUCCUAAGAGGUCCUGGCUCUCUCUGGUCAUUAAAAUCCGAUGCCACAAAAUCCCAUAGUACCUGGCACAUAACUGUCUUUAAAGAUUUGGAUAAAACAUGUUGCCGGACAGAAAUGUCUCAAAAGUUUUUGGGUGAAGAACAUAAAGAUGUACAGUGUUGUCGAGGGACAUCUUUUGUCAAAUUAGUGUUGAGCACCCGGAAGCUCAAUAACAUCUUUGUUGCGGCCGUGUACAGAUGCAGCCAUCAUUGAGAUUUAUUAAAAAUAAAAUGUAAUCACAUAUUUGACAGCGGGGUCAUCACUGGCAGACUCGGUGCUCACACAAUGUCACAACCCACGUAGCCCAGUAUUGCUGUUCCUACUUAGUGGCCUUGUUAAUGCUCCUUCCCCCACACGCCCGUCAUUUUGAAUGCAUGUUUUUGAAUGCAUGUGCGACCCGGUUUUUGAAGGCCCGCUCUUGCCCACGGUUUAAUUAUGCCACAGGAAAGAACAUCUCUGCGAUUAAAAGCUCCUUCAGAACAGAGCGUGUGGCAUAUCCCUAAUGACUGCCAAUGUCCUGUGGAGGAUGCAUUAGAACCUAUAAGAAUAUAAUAGCACUUUGCAGUGAAUGAUGAUGUACCGCGGCUGACUCAUCCUACUCCCCGCAGUGUACUAUUCCGUUUGCACACGGACAGUUGAUACUCUCUUCAGUUCUACCACUCGCUCCUCAAUAAUGCAUGCCCAACCCGGAGGGGAGAUCACCUGAGAUCACUGAACCUCAACGUCUGACUAGGGUUUCCACCACCGAAAGAAUGGUGGCAGUUAUGUUGACUUUAGUUUAUUCAAGUGCUCUUUACACUUGCAAUUCAAAAAAUGUUUUGAAUGCUUUAAGGUGUGACCCAAGGAAUUCCAGUUUAGAGGUUGCAUUGCUCUUAUUAAUUGAUUUUAAAAGGUAACCAAAUAUAACCCUUUUCUUGUUUUCUGUAUUUGGUUGAGAGGUGGAUUUAUUCAUAUGCAUUGCGUACAUAGAUUUUGAGUGAUGUAUAAGUAUUAAUACAUCUGAACUGAUGGUUAAACCGUACAAACUCACAUCCUGGAACAUCACAGCUAAAGUGUAAAGUAGAAUAUAUUUCUCUGAACCUGUGUCCUGGAAAUAUAGUGUAUUGCAUAACCAUUCUCCUUAGAUUUGAGUUGAUUAUAUUUGUGCCAUUGUGUGUCAGAAGCCGUUUUGCGGAAACACAAGCACCACCGGUAUAUAAAUGUUUAUUUUUUAAUCCCGAUAAAUAUAUGGGGAUCAAAUGUAAAUCAGCUAUGUGUAAAUUAAUUGAAAUAUCCAACGCGUGGUUUAAGGGGUUAAUUGCAAACUGCUUAAUUUUGCUAAUUGCCUCAGUGCGUCAGAGCUCCUUGCGUGAGGGUCUAUAUAUGUAGAGCCGGGUGUAGGAGAGGACUCCUGAGAUUGUCUGCUGGGUGCACCAUGAACCUGCUGGUGAGCUACUUCGUACCCCUAAUCCUCAUCUCAUGGGGAGGUCAGCGCGCUGGGGCACUGCCCACAGGAGACAGACUGGCGCUGCUGGGCAAUGGGGCAUUGGCUCAGGAGCACAUAGACUUUCUGUUGAAGAUGCUGUCGGGGCUGCCAGAACUCAGCGGUCAGGAGGAGGAGGAGGAACACACUGAUUUGGACAGUGACCUGCAGCAGCAGCGGCGGGCCAAAUUCAGGGAGAGGUCCCUCGUCGGACGGCCCGUCCCCCGUGAGCGCUCCCCCUGCAAGAACUUCUUCUGGAAGACCUUCUCCUCCUGCUAAUGCCGCCCAAGAUCCAGCCGCUGCCGCCGGUGCCACGCCGAGGGCCUGUUACGGCUGUCAUCUCAUCUCAGUGUGAAUAAACUGCUAAACUGCGACUGUAUGAGUAAUGGCCAUAUGUUUGCGUGUGUGUGAGUAUGCGUGUGUAAGCGGGCCUGUGAUAGAUUAGCAGCCUGCUCAGGGUGUAUUCCUGCCUCUCGCCCAAUGUGUGUUGGGAUAGGCUCCAGCAACCCCCCCGCGCGACCCUGACCAACCAGGAUAAGUGGGUAUAGAUAAUGGAUGGACGGAUGGAUGUGUGUACUUGUUUCAAAUACAUAUUCCCUUCAUAUAAAAUAGUUAAACAUUUAUACAUGUUUCAAGAUCACGCCUUCCUCCUCAGCCUGAAUAUUUUUAUAAUAAGCCAUUUGUAUUUAUGGAUAAGCAUUUAGAGCAUGCUUGUGUUCACGAGACAAAGCAAGGUAAAUGCAGUACAUUUUCAUGUGUUAUUUUAUUAUUAAAUUAAUAUUCACAUUUAAGCUGACUAUUU